AUGGUUUUUCGUCGACAUAAAGCCCUGUGGCAGGUUCUAGUUUUGCUUGUAUUUGUUGGAAUAACACUCAGGUAUUCGUACAACUAUUACAACGAAACGUCAUUGAAACUAAAGGCUGCAAACAUAAGACAUCAUGAAUUACUGGAGGAAAGAAAUAGCGUUAGUCGAGAGCUGGAUGGUAAGUGUUUCAGCUGUCAAAUUUAUUAUGCAAAGGUCAAUUUAUCUUAUACAGUAAAUGUAAAGAAAUUAUAGUGAACUGUUGAAACUUGACAGUGUCAAAUUAUAAAUUUAAUAUGCUGCAUUAUACAACGUUUCUUCCCCGACGUUUGUCAGUCAAAAUUUUUUUUGUUCGUAAAACGUUUGUGGGUGUGGUUUGCAUGCAAAAGUUUUAGUUUGGACCUUAAAAGUACACUUGUAUUAUAUUAGCCUGCCUGCAUUUUUGUAUACCUGUAAUAUUUGCUUUUACUAUAUUUUGCUUUACUGGAGUAGUGGAGUCUGUAUGUACUGUACUUUGAUAGAUAACCUGUGCGCGGGUUAUGUGAAUGUAAACAUUUUGCAUGCAAAACAAUUUGUUCGAUGCCAUGCCCGCAAAUGUUAUUUUGAGCAGAACAGAAAUUUUGAUUGACAAACUAUGCAGAAGCUUGCAAACGGUAAUAACUUUGGCUUUUCAAAUAGAAUGACAAUCAGUCAAUACUAUACAUUAUUAUAUGGCAGAGGUGGCAUGGCCCUCUUAAAUGCCAGGAAAUGACACUUAAGGGCCCAUAUAUUUAUAAGAGACAUCUUAGGAGCAGCUAAUUCUUGUCAAAAUAUGAGGGUACUCUAGUUUUUUUUCCUCCCAAAAACUAAUGAUUCCACCAUGGUCAUUAGAAUAAGAAGGUUAGGGAACUCAAUGCAGACAUACAGAGCUUGAAAUAAUUUUAAAAUUUGUCCGGAAAAACUUCCGAUCAAAACGAAAUUUGACCGGAAAUUUGCAAAAUUGACCGGAAUUUUUUUUAGUUUAGUUUGACAAAGUCCACUCCCCCCCCCCCAAUGAACAAACUCUGUCAAGCAUGCAGACGUGCACUGAGUAAAUCACUCUACUUGCAAUAAUAAAACACAAAUGUUUAAUUCUGAAUUGCUUAUUGGAAUAGUUAUAGUGAAUAAUAAUUUAAUCACGCCCGCCGACGCUGUUUUUAUCUUGACCCGACAACAGCACGCUGUAAACCACCAUCUUGUUUAUUGGGCUUGUGAACUAUACUUUCCAGUUGAUUACUUUAUAUUAGCCUAAUAUAGAUAAUCCAAACUUACAGAUGGUACUCACUGUGCUGAGCGCCGACCCGAUCAUUAAGAAAACAUUUUUCUUUUUCUCAAAAUUUGGCCGGACAAAAUUUCCGAUCAUUUCAGCAUUUGAUCGGAAAAAUUGGAAUUUGGUCGGAAAACCGCCGGCCGUUAUUUCAGGCUCUGGACAUAUUAUAUCUCAUCUAUGUUUUUGUCUUGGUUUAUGCAAAAAGUGGUCGGUUCAUUACUACCAUUUGCAAGCGGGCGGGCGGGUCAAACAUGCAUGUUGACACGUAACAAUCAAUUGAGUCGUUCCAGAAGAGAUCAAUACUCCCCCCAUGGAGGAAAUUUCUGCUGUCCAGAGGGGGAGGGGAGAAAAAAUUGUUUCUGAUAAUAGUAAAUGUAUUAGGACAUCCGAAGGGGGUAGGGGGGUUAACUUCCUAUUUCCUCUGUGGGGGUGGUAUGGAUGUUUUCUGGAAUGACCCAUUAGUUUGAACCGCGAAAUAGUGACAUUUGACAAAUCUCGCCCAAACGUCACUAUUUAGCGGUUCAAACUAAUUGAUUGUUGCGUUUCAACAUGCACGUUUGACCCGCGCAUCGUGUGCGUUUGAAACGUAAACAAACGUGAAAAAAAGUUUGGAUUUUGUGGUUGCUUGCAAAUGGUGGUAUCACAUGUGUAUUUGUUUUUAUGCCAGAACAACCAAUAGCUAUGUUUUGAUUUAACCAUUGUGUAAUAUCAAUACUGGGUAAUUAAAUCAACACACUGCUAUUGGUUGGUUGGGCGAAAAAAAAAUGCACAUGUGACGAUGCAUGAACCGAUUAUUUUUUGCAUAAAUCGAAACAAAAACAUAGAUAAUGAGGUCUGUUAUGGUCUGCAUUGAGUUUCCUGACCUUCUUCUAAAUUGACUAUGUUAGGAACGAUGAUCUAUUUUAUCAAAAUUUGAAUUUGAGAUCUUUGUGACUGCUAGGUGUAAUAGAAAGCAAGAACAACCUGGAACUGAGCCUCAGGACCAAGACACAAAGAUUUGCAGAAAAAAAGAAGGGUAAUCACUUCUUCAAGUUCUUUAUCUAAUUUAUUACAAUUUGUAAUUCUAAUUUAUUCUUAAUUGUUAUAAUUUUUCUAAUUUGUUACAUUUAGAGUGGGAUGCUGAGAGAGAUAAUUUACAGAAUCGGGCAAAUAAGGAAAAGGUAUAUACAUGUAUGAUACUGUAAGGAUAGCCAGCUUGAGUAGGUAACAAGAUUUAAAUCUCAGUAUUUACCCAUAUCUUAUACCAGUAUAUAUGCAAGAACUUGUGGUUAGGCGUAAAAAAAAAUACAUGUGGUUCCGGUUCCUGACCGACCCUAUAUUUUCUGCCAGCCCUAUUAUUUUUUUCAAUGUGAUUGACCGUGCGACCCUAUUUUCUCUGGGUGGUUGCGGGCUGCUGCCAAAAUGGUGUCUGUUGUUACACUAAUUAUUGAAAAAACCAUGAAAAAAGUAUUCAAAUAAAGAAUUAUUUCCGACCUACCGACCCUAAUUUUUUCGCGAUAUGAAACCGGAACCACAGGUAUUUUUUUACGCCUUAGAGCUCAACAACUGAACUCUUUAGCUUGGUUGGUUAGAGUGCUGCACCGGAAUCGCAGGGCCUCAGGUCUGAUUCCUGCCAGAGGGUGUACAUGGGCUCUUUUGGGGGGGGGGGAGGCUGGAUAAGUAAGAUGAAGAAAUGUAUGUGACAUGCAAGGCAGUAACAAAUUUUGAGACUGGGAUUUUAACAACCUUAAAAAUUAAUGGAUGAUCUCAUUUUUAGGCAAAUUUUGACGCAUUGGAUUCCGAAUAUAAAAUGGUCAAGGUAAAAUAUUAUCAUGGAUCUUUCUGACUUUGAAUUUUUUUAAACAAAUUAUUAGGAAAUUAACCCAUUAACUGAUUAAGCUGCAGAGCUUCCCCAUUGACGAGUAAAAUCGUCUGGCGUUGGACAAGUAAAAAGUAAGUAGGGUGCAUUGCAGCUCAAUGAGAAUGCAAGGAAAGUUUUACAACCUUGAAGCAUUACAACCUUGCUCAUCAAUGUUCAUGUUUCUAUCUUUUCAUGUGUAUGUGAUGAAGAGAUCACAAAAGGCUUGAUUUUGAUUUAUUUAAACAUUUGCAACUAGAAAAGUAGGACAGUCUCUACAAGUUUUUGGGAGGGCAACAUGUUCUUUUAGGGAUGGCCAUUAAAAGGCUCCAACAUUAAUCUUGGUGAUGUCAGUAAUAUCUCCAUUUCCUUCGAACCAGGCAAAGCAUGAUGAUCUUCAAAUUGACUGUGAACAUAUGAAGAAGAGUUUUGAUCGUCUUAAAGAGGAUCAUACCAAGUUAGAUACUGAACAUAGAAAUAAUUUUGAAGGACUCAAACAAAAGAAUGAGAAAAUUAUCUUGGCCUUGCAAAGUUAGUAUUAAUUGUGGGAAUUGAUCACAUUUGGCAAUAGUAUAACAAACUAGCAAUUCAAUCAAGAAUUUUAUUUAUUUUCUCUAAUUUUUAUGUAUCAAGGUUUAUAUGAAAAUCGGUAAUUUCUCUAUAAUUUAUUUGUCAUUCACUAACAAUUUUCCCAUAUAUCAUGUUAGAGCAAGUGGAGCAUUAUCAAAAGGAAGAAAAUUUACUGCAACUCAAAGUUCAAGAUUUGCAAGAAAAUGUUGCACAAUAUCAGGUGAGGAAUAUAUCUUCCAAAAAAACCAUGAGAUUGUUUUUAUUAUGGGAUUUUAUGUCAUGCUUUAACUAGUAUUUUAGAAAGAAUUGCUGUGGUUUGUUUCUGAACAGCCUGCAAAAAUCGAGAGCACUUGUAGAUUUUGAAGGACAUUAGCUUUCUUUUAAUUUUAUUUUGUUUUUAGAACGUUGUGGCGAAGUUACAGAAAAAAAUAAGCCAAGAUGAUAAGGGCAAGAAAGAUAGUGUUACAGGUAACAUUUUGUGUCAUGUGUUUGCAAAUUAAUAUUUCAAUGCAUACAGUAAACCUAAAAUUUCUACUCAGUAGGUUGUUAUAAAUUACAGGAACCACUAAUAUUUUUAUCAAAUACAGACCAAUAGUCACUUCGAAAAAAAGUUAUACAUUGAAUUCUUAUUUUUUAUCUACUCAUAUCAAGUCCCAGAGGUGAAGAAAAAUGAAAUAGCAUCAAAUGUGGCUGGCAAAGAAAAGUUGCGUUCGAAAAUAAGAAGAAGGUACUGUUGUAACUGCACGUUGAAAUAAUGGAAAGGAAAAUGAAAGGACGAAAUGACUGAAUAAUCAUGAUGAUCCUUUUGUCUUCCAGGAGAGCAGCGAAAGAAUCAAAUUCAAAAUUUGAUGCAAAUAAGAUUAAAGUUAAAAAUAUCCGCGAUACUGUGAGUGAUAGCGACAAGGCUCAGAAGCAAAAACAGUUUCUCCGGGUUUGUUUGUUUUGUAUGUGUGUUACUUAUACAGGGUGUAUCAAAAUAAACGCAAUUCAUCUUUUGUGCUUAAUAACUUUCGAAAUACUAUUUCUAGUUAAACGCUUUAGGCUUACUUCAAAACCUGUUCUUUUCUCUUUCAAACAAACUAUUAUCCUUGUCUCCAAUGCUAGUAAUAAUUGCACAGGAAAAGAUUUAGUAAAACCUAUCAUUUUUAGUUGCUGUUUAAUUAUGCAAGUUUACUAUGUUAUUGUUUAGUCGGUUUAAAUGUUAGAAUUUUCUUCUUUAAACUUUAAUGUUGUCGUCACUACAUCUGGAAAACCACGUAAGAACAAAUUUAAAGUAUUUUAAAAGAGACUAGGUUGUUUAACAAUCCUAAACGAAUGCUAAAAAUCGUAAAAACAUUCUGGUGUCUGAGCCAGAGUGUCAUCGAAUUGCGAUGUAAUGUAAACAGAAAUUAUAGCAAGUUGAUGUCAGUCAGCUUAGAUGGUCCAAGCCAAAAUUAUCUCGCAUUUGAAGUUUCAAACUGAGUUAAAAAUAGUGGAAGAAAAGCCGUAAUUAUACUUAUUGUUACAAUCCAUUUAAUAAAAUGCAACAUUUUUUUGUUUUAAUGAAAAAAUCAAUUAUUUUCAUGAGAACGAUUUGUUAUUCCAUCUCAAUUUUUUUAAUCUCCAAUCGCAAUAACGUAAAGUAUUAUUACCCGCGAACCAAUGAGUCAAAUUUAAGAAACAACCCACUGUUAGAAAGCUGAAUGGCUACGCUUUAAAAUGCAUGUAAACUUUAACGUUUUCGUCUAUUAUUUGUUUAGCAAUUUACAUUUCAGUCGAGGAUUGCGCUUUUUUUGAUACACCCCGUAUACUUGUUGUGUCUUAAGUCUUUCUGUGGUCAGUUGUAAGAAAGCCAGAGAGCGAUAUCCACCGGAUAGUGAUUUUUCAAACUUUCUGAAAUUCUAGAUUGAUCGGUUUAACUCUGAUUAAACUUUAGCAUUUUAUGAUUUGAAGCUUCUUUUUAUCAAUUGUGAAGUCCAUAUCUUUAGUUUGAUUGCUUUUCAAGACUUUUUACAAAGGUUUAAAAAAUCAUCCAGGGUUCGUACAAAAGUUGAAAAUCCUUGAAAGUCCCUGAAUUUGGAAACAAAAAUUCAAGGCCUUGAACGUCCUUGAGUUUAUAAAGAAGUGCUGGAAACUCCUUAAAUUGUCCUUGCUUUACUGGAUAUUUUCUGAAAUUGUUUGGGAUUAAGAAUUUGACAUUUUGUAAGUUGAUUUUGUUCAUGUCUUACAAUGACCAAAGCGGUUUGAAAUUCAUUAAAGUUGCCAACGAACAGUUUAAUGUCACUUUUUUUCUGAUUUCUAACACCUAAUUGUCUUCAGCCUUUAGUCCUUGAAUUUCCUGAUAUGAAAGUUCUUGAAUUUACCUUUUCCUAACUUGUACAAACCCUGAUUAUCCUGUGCCGAGGUAGUGUUCUUUUUUACUUUAAAAUCUGCUUUCAAAAAUAAUAAUUUCCGUGUCUUUUCAUUAAGAAUUUAGGAAAGUUGACGGAAGUAAUCCCAGAAAAACAAGACAAUACGAAUGAAGUUUCAAAAGUUAACGUAGACACUAAUGCCAACAAUGUUGAGAUACCCAAAGCUGGCAAGUAUGUUGUGGAUGUCGUCAGGGAAAAUGGCGGAGGACAGAAAGAAGAUAAUAAUAUUGAAAGAAAAGAUGAAAAUAAUGAUAAUAUUGAAGUUAUAAAUAAAGAUGGCAAAGGUAGUUGAAAAUUUUGAGAAGAAUAUAUAGUCUUCUUUGUAGCCAUCCCUAUUAAUUAUAGAGUGUUAGCGAGCCUUUCUAGUUAUCAAAAUGUCACUCACUAAUAUGCCCAAAGUUCAUGUUUAUUUUAUUCUUAUUUUGCCAUGAAAACAGACGAGCAGAACUUCAACCUUGACGAACAGCCAGAUUUAGAAGCAAGAGAAAGACAAGCUCUAGCUGAACACAACAAAGGGGAAGAUAGACUAGAGAGAGACAAACGAGAUGCAGACGAACAAGUGAACAAUGAUGAAAAAUCUGAUGAUGAAGAGAUAGCCUUACGAGAAGGUAACUAAUGUCAAUCAGUUGUGGAUCCAGCAAGGUUUUUUUAGGGGAGUGGUGGGCGAGCACACCGAACCCAGCACUGGCCAGCAUCUAGGUACUGUCAUUAAAAAGUGCACCUACAGUAGCAGUUUCUUGGUUACAAUUCACAAAUAUAAUAUAAUUUAACAAUUAUAUAAAAUAUAAAUCCCCCAGAACUCAACGGUCAACAUUACACAAAUUAAUUAUGAAUUAAUUAAAAACGAAAUUAAUUAAUAUUGGGUAUUUUGAACCAGUGCUUCGGUGCUGCCUUGAAUUCCAAACCUUAAGUUGGUCUAAGACUGAUGACAAACUUUGAAUACCUCAAACAUUUCAAAGUGAGAUAAAUUUAAUUUUUCGCAUCCCCCUUGCUCCCCUGUUGACCAAGGUAAACAGGGGUGCGCACGGCUGCCCCCCUCCCCCCCCCUAUAAAUCCACCACUGAUGUCAAUUGAAUCAAGUGAGAGACACAACAGGGGAUAUCACGUGCUAACUAAAUUUCCCAAAUAAUUUAUUUGUCAGAAGAUAACGAAGAUGAUAAUGCAGAUGAGAAUGAAGAAAAUGAAAUUUUGGAACAACCGGAAAAUCUUCUUUUAAAAAGAGAGGAAGCAGGUACUGUGGUUUACGUCUGACAGUUAACAGUAAUUUUGUCGAAACUCUCGUGCAAUAAUUUUCUAUUUCUCGUUUUAGUACAAGAUAGAGAGGAGACUAUAAAGUGA
Messenger RNA from Paramuricea clavata, 7420 nucleotides. Lineage: Eukaryota; Metazoa; Cnidaria; Anthozoa; Malacalcyonacea; Plexauridae. The record is from the annotation of a GenBank genome assembly.